AUUCUCAAACACUUUUCACCCGCACUUUCCCACUCUGCAUUUUCUCUGUUUCAUGCUGGUUUUUCUUCUUCUGUAAAUGGCUGCCCAACGUCUCUGUUUUUGCUUCUGCUUUUUUCUACCUCUCUUGGUCCUUCUUCCUUCUUCAUCACUUCAGCUAUCUCCAAAGCUCAAUUUCUCAGAUCUCAAAGCUCUUAUCGCCAUCAAGAACUCUCUCACUCCCAUUUAUAACACCAGACAUUCCUUCUUCUCCACCUGGGACUACACCUCACCGGACCCCUGUUCUUCCUUCUCCGGCGUCACUUGCUCUCUCUUACAACCUGCUUCCCUCCGGGUGACCAUUCUCUCACUCGGAGACUCACCGGGGCUCGCCGGCUCUCUCCCGGCCGCCAUCUCUGGGCUCACCGAGCUCACUCAACUCAUCCUCUCCCCCGGCAUUGUCACCGGCUCAAUCCCCCCCGAGAUCGGGAAACUCACGAAACUUCGAGUCAUUUCCUUGCCCAGUAAUCGCUUCACCGGCAGAAUACCCGCCACAUUCUCCUCCUUGAACAGCCUCCACACGCUUGACCUGAGUCAUAACCAACUCACCGGGUCAGUCCCGCCGGGUCUUACCAAGUUACCAGAGCUCAAAGUCCUCAUAUUAGCCUUCAACUCCGUCUCCGGUGAGUUGCCGUCAAUAUCCUCUCAACUCCUGCAUCUGGAUUUGAAGAACAACUUCCUCGCCGGACAGUUGCCGCCGUCGCUGCCGUCGCUGCCGUCAUCCCUCCGUUAUCUUUCGCUGUCAAAUAAUCGCAUGUGGGGUCCACUCAGUGGCUUGGCACCACUCACUGAGUUAACGUUCCUUGACUUGGGCAUGAAUCAGUUUAGUGGGCCCGUACCGGACCCACUGUUCUUCAUCCCCACACUCUCUUCACUCUUCUUGCAACGGAACAAUCUAUCAGGUGGGAUCCCACCAACGGCUCAGGGAACGUUAAUCUCGACGUCGCCAUCGUACGGCCAGGGAUCAAUCGUUGACUUGAGCCACAAUUUUUUGACCGGAGAGUUAUCGACCGUUCUAAAUGGGGUUGAGAGUCUGUUCUUGAAUAAUAACCGUCUGACGGGGACGGUGCCUGAGGAGUAUUUUAGAAGCGUGAGCAGUGGUAGCACGAAAACAUUAUACCUUCAACAUAACUACUUCACUGGGUUUCCACGCGUUAAUGGGUUGCCUGAUACGGCGUCAUUGUGCUUGUCUUAUAAUUGUAUGGUGCCACCGUUGUGGGGGGUGAUGACGUGUCCGGCGAGCAGCGGUGGCCCCAUGUCGAGGCCGACGGCUCAAUGUUCAAUGUUCAAAAACGGCAGCUCGAAAGGCUAAGACAGAGUUUGGUUUGCCGUUCACAAGCUUGAGUUGGUGGUUUAUACUUUUAAAAUUGUAUCAUCGAAAGAAAUACAUUAAUUGAUACUCGUACUAAAUUUUUUUAAUUAAAUUACUGAUACGUGUUUUACUUUUACAUUUAUAUAUAUUUGUGUAUAAUUGCAAAAUAGUGCUGCUUUUAUACGCCAGCUCAUGUUUCAAUGAAAGUUAUCAAAUUUUAUCUGCGUCAA
Molecule: messenger RNA, 1578 nt
Organism: Neltuma alba
Lineage: Eukaryota; Viridiplantae; Streptophyta; Magnoliopsida; Fabales; Fabaceae
Product: receptor-like protein 31
Exons: 1
Coding region: 77-1348 (423 amino acids)
Molecular function (GO): protein binding
Source: RefSeq, a predicted model, not a curated record